GAAUUUUCUAAGAGAGAAACGAGAAUGAUAGCGACGUUGACCUUGACUUCAGAAAAUCAAGGAAGUGAGGGCGGCCAAUGGAAGGGUUGUGAAAUCAAACCCAAGAGAACACGUCUUUCCGGUUUGAAUGAUUAAAAGAUUUUUUCAUUUUGAUGGGCCUACCACAAGAGUCGAGGGUUCAAUUUUUUCGAUUUUGAAGUCAAGAGUUUUUCUGUUUCUUUUGAUUGAGAAUCGAGAGACACGCAAUCAAGAUUUGGAACACUAACGCCAAGGUACACAACUUAUAAAUAUUCGAUAGAUCUCAGAGAUUUGUGUGAAAGCAUGCUUUUGGUUUCAAAGUAAGUCUGCUAAAUUUAGUGGUUUUGGAUGGUGGAUUAAUUUUUGUUGGGGUACGUGUUUUUGGUAUGGGAUUGCUAUCCUUGUGUCUUUGAUAUUGGUGAAGUGAGGCAGGACUAGAGUUUCUUCUGGUCAUGCACAUCAAGUGCUCGAUCAAAUGCCUGUGUGGGGUUUAUGGGUUUUGAUGACAUACGUGGUUGUGACGGGUUUUACAAUACGAGUACGGGGUGUUUGUGAGGGAGAGAUGUCACAUGCAUUACAAUUGGAGGAUCUUUGGUGUUGUAUCAAAAUUUAGGUUUUUGUUGGCAAGGACAGCAAUAAAGACUAAAGAAGUAAGAAGGGGCAACAUCAAUAUGUAAGACUAAUUAUGCACAACAACAAUACCAGGUUCACCCUCCACUUAAGGUUUAUUGCAUUGUUAUGUGUUGUUAUGUGCUGAAAUGGGAGACUAGUUGUUUAUAAAAUGUUGAAGGGGAAUGCUCCAUCAGGUCUUGUUCUCUGGUAUUGGCCCUGACAGUUUUUGUUUUGAUAGUCCUUUGCUUUGUUUUGAGGUAUGAAUUUUGUUAUGAAUUUUGUCAUGAAUUUAGGUACCUUUGUACUCAUUUAAUAAAAUUAUUAUAUUACC
Rubroshorea leprosula is the source of this 961-nucleotide messenger RNA. NCBI's taxonomy places the organism in Eukaryota, Viridiplantae, Streptophyta, Magnoliopsida, Malvales, Dipterocarpaceae. The record is from the annotation of a GenBank genome assembly.